CCCCUCGGAGCCGCCGGGGCCUCUGCCGGCGGGCGGGUCGUGCCCCGCCGGCCAGUGAGCGAGCGGCAGAGCGCGGCCGCCGCACCCCGCCCGGAAGGCCGCCGGAGCCGGACGCGCCCUGGGCCCCAUGGCCGCGACCGCGCCGCUGCGCGACUGCCAGGCAUGGAAGGAUGCGGGACUCCCGCUGUCAACCCCCAGCAAUGAGGCCUGCAGGCUGUUUGACGCCACCCUGACCCAGUAUGUAAAAUGGACCAAUGACAAGAGUCUUGGUGGCAUUGAGGGCUGCCUGUCAAAGCUCAAAGCAGCAGAUCCAACCUUUGCGAUGGGCCAAGUCAUCUCUAACGGCCUCGUGCUGAUUGGCACCGGAAGCUCUGUGAAACUGGACAAAGAGCUGGACCUGGCUGUGAGGACGAUGGUGGAGAUUUCCAAAACACAGCCGCUGACGCCGCGGGAGCAGCUGCACGUGUCUGCAGUAGCAACCUUUGCCAAGGGGAACUUUCCGAAAGCCUGUGAGCUCUGGGAACAGAUUCUCUGUGACCAUCCGACAGACAUGCUGGCCCUGAAAUUUUCCCACGAUGCCUAUUUUUACCUGGGCUACCAGGAACAGAUGCGAGAUUCUGUGGCUCGAGUUUACCCCUUCUGGAAACCCGACAUCCCCCUUAGCAGCUAUGUGAAGGGCAUCUAUUCUUUUGGAUUGAUGGAAACCAACUUCUAUGAUCAGGCAGAAAAGAUGGCCAAAGAGGCUUUAUCUGUUGACCCAGCGGACGCGUGGUCCGUGCACACCAUUGCCCACGUUCACGAGAUGAAGGCAGAAAUCAAGGACGGACUGGAAUUCAUGCAGCGCUCAGAAGCCCACUGGAAGGACUCUGAUAUGCUCGCUUGUCAUAACUAUUGGCACUGGGCUUUAUAUCUGAUAGAAAAGGGCGAGUACGAGGCUGCACUCACCCUUUACGACGACCACAUUCUCCCCAGCUUGCAGGCCAGCGGGGCCAUGCUGGACAUGGUGGAUAGCUGCUCCGUGCUGUACCGGCUGCAGAUGGAAGGAGUGCCUGUGGGUGAGCGGUGGCAGGACCUCCUGCCCAUGGCCCAGAAGCACAGCCGUGACCACAUACUGCUGUUCAAUGACAUGCACUUCCUGAUGGCAUCCCUGGGCGCUCGGGACCCGCGGACCACGGAGGAGCUGCUGGCCACGCUGCAGGAUGCCAGCGAGUCCCCAGGGGACAACUGUCAGCACCUCCUGGCCCAAGACGUGGGGCUGCCCCUGUGCCGGGCCCUGGUGGAGGCCGAGAGUGGGAACCCCAACCGCGUCGUGGAACUGCUCCUGCCAAUCCGCUACCAGAUCGUCCAGAUCGGAGGCAGCAGAGCCCAGAGGGAUGUCUUCAACCAGCUGCUGAUUCACGCCGCUUUAAGCUGCCCCUCCGGCACCCACAGGAGCCUUGCCCGGAGCCUUCUGAUAGAGCGCGAAGCCUUGAAACCCAACUCACCCCUGACCUCGAGGCUCAUCCGAAAGGCAGCUGCCGUCCACCUCCUACAGUGAGCAGGCCUGGCCACUCAGCAGAGAGCUGCCGCUGGCUGGCUUCGCUUUGCAGGUUUAGAAGCAGCUGUGGUCUGCUUGUUAUGCCUGUUAAGGGCAAUCUGCAGCUUUAAGCAGAGAGCUACAGGAAUAAGGGACACAUAUCAGCUUUAAAUAUGAUUCAGAAUCCUCUUCUAAUCCUUAAGGGCCAAGGCGCAGUUCUAAGUAGUCAGCUGAUGGGGGAGCUGCCACCACUUGCUUUGCACAUCGAUGUUCCCAGGGAGCUCUAACACCCCAGUGUCCAGAGAUUGGAAGGGGGGUGUGGGGUCAGUUCGCGGAGGAGGCUUCUCCACACAGCCCUCGGGGGACACCCCUGCCUCCAGGCCACCCUGGGACCAACCCUGUCAUUUUAUCUCUUUAUCACAUGCUACACAGGUGCUUUGUCCCACCUUCUGGGUGAGGGUUUCCAUAGCGGAGGUGACUUGCCCAGGGUCACAGCUGGCAGAGUCCUCACUGAGAUUUACCUCAGCCACCUGUCCUUCCCAGGAGAGGGAGCCCCCCCUUGCCGCCUGUGGUCCCGGCCCCCCGCGGCUGCCCCCACUGCCCUCUUCAUGGGAGCAGCACAUGGGGUGACCCUGCCAUCGGGGAGAAGUCUGUGAGCUUCCUGGGGGCUUUCCUGACACUGAUUCGGGCUUGUUUUCUCUCUCCUGAACUGCACACUGUGAAGGGACCUCAGAUACAUGGCGUCCUUUGUCAGCUGUGACUUUAAUCAUACGAAUGCAUGUACACUGAGCUGGUGGGCUUUCUGGGUAAUGGGGGUUCAGCUCAGGGGUUGCCCUGUUGUGGCCAAAAAGAGCAUUGUGACGAGUGGCUUUAACAAGAUCUGAGCCAGUUUUAUAAACUGCUGCCUCGUUGUCCUGGCCUCACAUCCCUCCCGAGUGAGCCGCACCUUUCAGUAGCAUGUGCUGUGUGAGUGCGAGGGCCGUCUCAGCCCACAGAUAUUUCUCAGGGUCCUUCUGUGCAUACUGAAAUUAGGUAGGGACUCUUCGGCGCUGGGAGGUGGGCUCCAAAUUGAUUAAGCAAAUUCCUGGGAUUAAAAUAAAUUAGUUAAUUCAC
Manis pentadactyla (Chinese pangolin) is the source of this 2629-nucleotide messenger RNA. It is a transcript of the gene TTC38, whose product is annotated as tetratricopeptide repeat domain 38. The coding region runs from base 128 to 1537 and encodes 469 amino acids. Lineage: Eukaryota; Metazoa; Chordata; Mammalia; Pholidota; Manidae. The transcript is spliced from 14 exons. The record is from RefSeq and is a predicted model, not a curated record. Gene Ontology annotation, molecular function: protein binding.